Messenger RNA from Thunnus maccoyii (southern bluefin tuna), 2514 nucleotides. RefSeq names its product G protein-coupled receptor 184 (gene gpr184). Gene Ontology annotation, cellular component: membrane. Gene Ontology annotation, biological process: G1/S transition of mitotic cell cycle; negative regulation of G2/M transition of mitotic cell cycle; G protein-coupled receptor signaling pathway. The record is from RefSeq and is a predicted model, not a curated record. Gene Ontology annotation, molecular function: G protein-coupled receptor activity. The transcript is spliced from 2 exons. Lineage: Eukaryota; Metazoa; Chordata; Actinopteri; Scombriformes; Scombridae. Bases 646 to 1677 code for a protein of 343 amino acids.
UGGAUCAAUGUGAAAAUAAAACUGUUAAAUGAAAACUGAGGUAUGUGACAUGUUUUAUGGCUGUCUCCCCACAAAGUCCCCACUUCCUUGAAAUACAGCACAACACUGGGAGAGUAUUCAAGUUAUUUCAGCAUCUCAGGAGUAUAAACAUUGAUAUUAUAUCUGCUCCAUCACAGUCGAGUGUCUCUCCACCCCUGAAAUCUACUUCCUCCAUGCACGUGUGCUGAACCAAACCUCCCUCCUCCUACGCUGUCUUCCCCUUUUUUUUUAGUAGUCAUCCCUUUCUACUCUCUACUUGCUGACAUUUUAACUGUGGCUGUCAACGGCAAAUUAUCUCAACCAGAAAAAGCAUCAGACAGUACACAGAGAAGAAAGAAUAAACAAACCUUCUUACAUUGGCUGGUAGCUAUCCUGUGUAGUGAUCUUUUGAGAGCACCAUGUGGGACUGUAGUGGUUUGGCUUUGUGUCAGCAGCUGUAAAGAGUCUCUUCUGAAGCUCGUCCUCUGACCCUCCUGGACUGAUCUGUGGAAUGGUUCUGUAACUCUUCACCCACUGGACAGAUAUCUUUCACAAGGAAGACACACCUCUUACCAAAAACAACAGGUGAAUUUCUAAUCAGAAAAGUGACAGCAAACUGAAGCAACAAUGAAUGCCUCAUCAACAGCAACAACCCAAAACUCAACUGAGUGUGUUGAUAUUGGUGCGAGCUUCAUUAGUGACCUCCUGAUGACUGUUUACAUCCUGGCUUUUAUCUUUGGUUUGAUCUUCAAUGUGCUGACGCUGUGUCCCAUUUAUCAACAAGUGCAGAGGCAAAAUGUUUUGGGUAUCUUCCUGCUGAACCUGUCCCUCUCAGACAUGCUUUUCCUCUUCACCAUACCCCUUUGGAUAUAUUAUUACCAAAAGGACCAUCACUGGAAGCUAGGUGUUAUGAGCUGCAGUGUAGCCGGCUUCUUCUACUACUCAAACAUGUACAUCAGUAUCUACCUACUCUGCUGUAUCUCUGUGGACCGCUGCCUGGUGGUCACGUACCCGCUCCGCUCCAAAACCCACCGCACAUCACGCUACGCCUGGAUACAGUGCGCCUUUGUUUAUGUUGUAGUGGUGGUGCUGCAUAUCAUGGUGCUGUACUAUGACAAUCUCAAAGACACCUUUGAUGAAGAAAACGACAAUGACCGUUGUUAUGAGACCUACCCGAUGCAGAGUCCUGUUGCCUUGUUCAACCUGCUCCGAGUGGGCAUUGGCUUCCUGCUCCCCCUGCUGGUGUUGGCUGUCAGCUACUGGAGGGUGCUAGCCACUGUAGGCCAAAGUCCCGGCCUGAGUGCCCAGGCUAAGAGGAAGGUCCGAAUGCUGUCUUUUGGGGUAAUCGGCAUCUUCUCAAUUUGCUACGCUCCAUACCACAUUCUCCUGCUCGCACGCUCACUAGUCUUCUACCAGAGUGACAACAUCGAACCUGAUGGAAGUUACUGCCAGUUUGAACAGAAAAUGCAUUUCUACUUCUCAUGCACAUUGGCACUGUCCAGUCUGAACUGUGUGGUGGACCCUGUGUUGUAUGCAUUGGUCAGUAACGGAGUCCAAGAGGAGGUGAAACUCUGCUUUAAGAGGUAUAAAAGGACACAGACAGAGGACUUUGUUCUUACUGCAUCUAGCAGAGGAAAGCCUAAUAGCAAUUUGAUAUGAAAAGCAAGCUCUGUGUGUGAUAUGUGGGUGGAAAAAUCCACCUGCGUACUUGUAUGCCAUGUGUGUGUGUGGAUGUGCAUACAUAUGAUUAUGCAUAAUACUGUCGCUGUACUCAUGUCAUGUCAUCUUCAGUGUUAGCGAGUGAGUAGCAGGAUUAUUUGCAUCCCAUCAACCCUUCGUAUACAGACAAUCAGAAACCACAUUGCCUCAUUUGUCUGUUUUUAUCUUCCCUCAUAUCCUGUACAUAAAAGAGAGGGAUGAAUAAGUAUCUCUGAGCUCGGUAAUUGGAUUGUAGUCCCAGGUUCUGCUCUCCCAAGAGAUCUCCAGUUGCAACCACUUCUGGUUUGUGGAUGGACACUGCUGGAGUUGAAGAGCCCUUGCGUUUUCCCUCCAAUCUAAACAAGGAUACUGUGACUGUGAUUGUGUAAACCUGGUAUAGCUGAAAGUACAUUAACUUUAAAGCAUGACAAAAAAUGCAUUUAUUAGCAUGACCGUGUGUCCUCAGUGUCUGGCUGUCAGUGAAGCAUGUUGAAUGUAAAUCCAAAUAAACCAGUGGUUUGAACAGGUGCUCAGGUUUUAGGCUGUUUAGUUUAUGCAGAAAAAAUGUGAUGUUCAAUUUUGCACUUUUAAACAUUUCUAUAGGGAGGGAAGGGGCUUAGCAAAUGGUGAGCCCAUACAUCCAAGCACUUAGCCAUUACCAUCACACAUAAAGGUAAUCAUAUUUCCUGCACAGCUGUGUGCUGCACGUGCCAAGUGGCUGCACAGGCUGCAAUCAAGAACCCUGUGUGUGUGUGUGCGUGUGUGUGUGUGUGUGUGUGUGUGUGUGUGUGUGUGUGU